AUGGUCGUCUACCCGCCAUACACACCGACAACUGUCGUGCAAGGCAGACGGACCCGAUGGUGGGCUGUCGUCCUGCACUUCGUCCCGAUCGCCUGCACGGUGAUCCUCGCCUACAUCAACUUCGCCCAGCUCUACUGGUUCCCGCUCACCGGCAUCGACGGCCGUGACCGCGGCUCCUACAUCGGCUCUUACAACACGCCCGUCAACGGCGUCCUCAACUCCCUCCAGCUCGCCGCCAAGCUCUUCGAAAUCUCCGUCGUCGCGUCCCUCGGCACCCUGAUCCUCGACAUCUUCAAAUGGCACUUUGCGCACCAGGGGCUUCCCUUCUCCCUCCUGACGGGGGCCUACAGGGUCUUCGAUGUCAUGUACAUUCUCCGUCCGCGGUUCUGGUCGGCAGCUCCCCGUGCUGUCUGGCUGUCGGCCCUGCUCUUCCUCUGCGUUCUUCUCUGCGCGCUCGUCGGUCCCGCCUCUGCCAUCCUCGUCAUCCCCAAGCUGGGAUGGUACUCUCUGCCCGGCGCGUUCUCGAAUAUGUACAUGCCCGUGUUUGUUGGGAAGCAGGAGGCUGUGUAUCCCACCAGCCUCAACGCAUCGCUGUUUGACGAUGCGGCUCUCGGGUUCUGCAGGGGCCAGCUGGGCAGCUACACGAGCAACUGUCCCGCCGCGGGCCUGUCGACCAUCUAUGACUGGGAGUUCGGGUGGACGUCGCGAGAUCUUCCCAACAAUGUCACGUUUGGAGACUCGUCUGGCACUGUGAGCCGUCGGCUGGACAUGUGGUCCAACGGGCUGAACGGCACUCUCUUCACCAGCCCGACCGCCCUGUCUGUUGGAACAUUGGGUGUUCUGAACAACUACAUCGCCGCCGAGAAUGUCGGAUCCAUCUCCCAGACAAAGGACUACAAGAUCCAGGUGACGGCCAAGUCGCAGUCCUUCCAGCCGCUGAUCCAGGCCAAGUGCAACAUCUAUAACCGCAACGACUAUGCCCAGGUUGCCGACAUCCCGCUCAUGUCAUUCCCGAAUACCUUCAACUGCUUCACCAGCGACUCCACAGACCGAUGCCAGCGUAUCCGAACCGAGCUCGGCCAGCUGGUCAUCCCAAGCGUGGUCUGGGACAGGGACGACAUCGACACGCUCUUCAACGUCGUCGGCGGCAAGACAGUUCAGAACGCCGACCUGUCCUUCCUCGUCUUCACAGCCAGACUCCCGUACGUCCACGAGGGCAAGCCCAGCAAGAGGAUCGCAACAUGCAGCUACGUAGCCCACUGGCUCCCUGCUACCCUCAUGGUCGACCCGAGCAACAACAUCAGGACCGAGUCCAACGUCACGGACCUCAGCAUCUUCUCCGGUACCGAGCUCCGCAACGCCAGUAGCUCGCGCGCCGCCGUCGGGUCCUACAUCAACAUCGAGAAGACGUGGCUGCCGUUCCUGGACCUCAAGGCCGCGCCGUCCAGCAACGGGAAGAACUACACGGCGUUCGACAACAUGGCCUACCUCCUCAACCCGAUGGUCGGGAUGGGGCUGACCCCCGACCACCAGAUCUUCGCGCCGGGCAGCUCGAGCAAGUCGACCAAGGACGGCGACAGGCUGGUGCAGCUGGCGAUUGAGAAGCUGACCGGCACGAUCGUCACGGACGCCAUCGCGAGGACGGGCGCGUCCAUCAGCGCGGCUGUUGCGCGGCCGGGGAAGAGUCCUAGCGUGAAGAGCAUCAUCGUGACGAAUCUGAAGAAUAUCCAGGGCCAGGCCAAGGACGGGACCGAGUUCUUUGCGAACGGUACUUCCACAGGGAGCAUGCAGUGGCCGGCGGGGGUGACGACCCUCGACGGGCUUGUGGAUUCGUGGAAGAACGAGUAUCAGACCAUGUACCUCGAGGCGGAGAGGUUCGGGUACGGGUACGGGAAGUCGGGCGCGGCCAUGAUCUUCGCCAUGGUCGUCCUGUUCCUGUACGCCAUCACGGUGCUGGCCUAUGUCGUCGGUCUGAUCAUCACGCGGAUGGACAUGGUCUCGGGCCUCUACGACAUGGAGGACAUGGUCGCUCUCGCGUGGAAAUCGGCCUCGCCGGCUGCGGUGAUGACGCUGGGCUACAAGUCGCUCAGUCCGUCGCUGGCGAACGACCUCGUCGCCAUGAGGUCGACGAUGAAUAGAGAGGUGACGAUGGCGUUGGAGAACGAGGAUCAUGAAGGGAAUGUGUUCAUGCUCGGGAAGGAUGAGGAAUAUUUCUAG
This is a messenger RNA of Clonostachys rhizophaga, 2217 nucleotides long. Lineage: Eukaryota; Fungi; Ascomycota; Sordariomycetes; Hypocreales; Bionectriaceae. The record is from the annotation of a GenBank genome assembly.